AUGGCACCGGGCGCUGCUGAUGGCAUCUUCUGCUUGAACUGUACCAGUAGUCAAGGUUAUAACUGUAGCACAACCCAUCAACAAUGCACCUCUGCGGUCAACAGCUGUAUUACCAUUGCCCGGAAUGAGGACACAGGGCACCUGGGCAUACAAAACCCAACUUACGAAAAGAAGUGCAAUACUGACGAUCGUCUCUGCAACCAGGUCUAUGGCUUGGUGGCUGGGGAUUUCUCCCUGCGUUGGAACUCCAGCUGCUGCCGCUUGGACCGCUGCAACGACGAGGACAUCAAAGUACAAAAAGCAUCUCCGGUUCUCAAUGGCGUUCGUUGCAGCUCAUGCUUUGCGCAAGGCACGGACGUGUGUCUGAACACCACCCAAGUGAACUGCACCGGGCAGCUGGACCAGUGCAUCCAUUUUGUUACCAUCGCCAAGGAAGAGAAAUACAAGGAUCAACAAGUGACCUUCAAAGGCUGCGCCACCAAGAACAUGUGUUCUAUCGGAGCUCCUGCGCUGUUUACCACUGGCCGCCAGGUCUACGUCAAGACCAUCAUGUGCAGUGGGGCCCCGGAGGUCCCUUCUCAGCACAGGCUGGCCCUGUCCGCCCUCGCAGGGUUGUUCUUUCUCGUCUACCAGUCCUGAUUCCUUUUCACACAUGUCCUCCACUGUUUUGUUCUUUGUGGGCCUUCUUGCUGCCUCACUCACAUUUUAGGGGUGACAGGCUCCCUGGAAUUACAGCUCAUCUCCAGACUCCAGAGAUCAGUUCCCCUGGAGAAAAUGGAUGCUUUG
Molecule: messenger RNA, 786 nt
Organism: Gekko japonicus
Lineage: Eukaryota; Metazoa; Chordata; Lepidosauria; Squamata; Gekkonidae
Product: phospholipase A2 inhibitor and Ly6/PLAUR domain-containing protein-like
Exons: 5
Coding region: 1-639 (212 amino acids)
Source: RefSeq, a predicted model, not a curated record